Symbiodinium sp. CCMP2592 is the source of this 261-nucleotide messenger RNA. NCBI's taxonomy places the organism in Eukaryota, Dinophyceae, Suessiales, Symbiodiniaceae. The record is from the annotation of a GenBank genome assembly.
AUGGUGCAGGACGGCAAGAAUGCGUUGGAGUGGGCCCGUCAUCCAGAAUCACUGUGCCACCCCCAUGGAGGCCAUGCUCAAGUCGAAGACUCUCCGCCGCCCAAGCAGUGGCAGUCAUCUUGGGUUGAUGAAGAGACGCAUGUCCACUUGGCUAGAUUCCCUUUUGCCGUCAGCACCAAGCUAGCAGUCAAGGAGGGAAUUGCUCGCGCCACACCUGAUGAAGUCAUGAGUGGCACAGUGGCAUCUGAAAGCCCGAUGUAG